This is a messenger RNA of Oldenlandia corymbosa var. corymbosa, 552 nucleotides long. The record is from the annotation of a GenBank genome assembly. Lineage: Eukaryota; Viridiplantae; Streptophyta; Magnoliopsida; Gentianales; Rubiaceae.
AUGGCGCUCAUCGGACCAGCAGGGUCUGCCGGAUUGGGCUUGUCAGUGUCGCCACCGGCGCAUGUAGGAUUCCGGCGUCACACGAUUCCGACCACUUACGCAACCUUAUCAAGCCAAACUCCGACGACCGGUGAAAAAGAGGUGGAUUGGGUGGAGGCAACUUCAAGUUUCUUCCAAAAUGAUUCUCGACCCAUCAUGUUAUUUGACGGUGUUUGCAACUUGUGCAAUGGAGGUGUGAAAUUUGUUCGUGACAAUGAUAGAAGAAGGAGGAUGAGAUUUGAAGCCCUACAAAGUGAUGCAGGCAAGAAAUUGCUAAGAAGAUCUGGAAGAGCUCCUGAUGACAUUUCAAGUGUUGUGUUGGUUGAGAAAGAAAGGUCCUACAUCAAGUCAGAAGCUGUGCUCAAGAUCAUGGAAUACAUAGACUUGCCCUAUCCUCAAAUGGCAUUUCUUUUGCAGUUUGUUCCGGUCUUCAUAAGGGAUUUCUUCUAUGACAACGUUGCGAAUAAUCGUUAUGCAUUCUUCGGUCGCUCAGAAUCAUGCGAAUUGGAGUAA